AUGAAGCAUAAAUUUUUAAAACGAUCGAUUACCAAUAAACAAACUCAACAUCGAUCAUAUCAAACACAAACAAAGCGUAUACCGACACCGAUCGAUCAUGUUAGAUCUUCAUCAACCGACGAAAUUGAUCUUGAUAUAGAGGGUGCUCUGUCCGAUUCGUAUUCACCAUGUUUAAAACCUACUGUACAAUUAAAAAGUCAAAAAUUACUGAAAAAAGAUUUACUACGUGUUAGUAACCAGCGUUCAUCGUUACUCGGUCCGCAAACAUUACAACCACAUUUUGCUCAUCAUGAACUACAGCAAAUUCAUUCUGUAGCAUCAUCAUUAUCGAAAUCAUCGUCAUCGUCAUCAUCCAUUGAUGGUCGAAUUGCUUCACGUCGUCGUUCAUUAUCAUUGACUUCUCGUAUAUUUCAUGCAACAAUCCAUCGAAUAGGUCCAUGGCCAGAUAAAUCCAUAAAUUAUUUUCGGUCGAAUCAAAGUGAUACACCGCGACCAUCGCAAAAAGUUCGAACUAUAAAAAACCCUCGUAUUACUUCUCCUAAAUCUUGUAUUUCCUCGAACGAUAAUGCAUAUCAAUUUAAAAUUCAUCCAUCAAAACAUACGUACAUUGAUGAAUAUCGUAAAAGUAAAGGUUAUGUAUUAAAUUUACCGUCAUCAAAGCAAGAUACACAUUUGUCGUUGUCAUCAUUAACAGAAAUACAAGAUUAUGAUGAUGAUCAAAUAUCUUUAGUAGGUACAUAUAGGUGUGGUGUUGGAGAUAAUUCAUUCACAGAACGAACUUAUUUAUCAACAACUCAUAUGUCAUCUAUAGCUGGAACAAAUUCAAAAUUCGCCGGAGAAAUAAUUGAUAAGUUGAAUCCAUUGCCGCGAAUAUCAUCGUCUAUGAAUCAAGUCCAUAUCUCUCCAGUAAUACCAACUCAAAAUAAUAGUCAUUUUCGAUACAGCCGUCGUUCACAAUUCAAUUCAACGAGAAUGUUACCUCCGCUAACAAAUCAACCGUUUCAAUAUUUAAGUAGUACAGAUCCAAUUGGAAAAUUAUAUGAUCGAACUAAGAAAACUUCUAUACAUAAUCCGGCAAAAUUAUUAUUUAUGAAUGGACGACCAAAGAAAAGGUAUUCGAAUUAUUUUAUUUUAUAUUUCAAUUCAAAUAAAGAUCUCGUUCUAUUUAAUUCCGAAUAA
Molecule: messenger RNA, 1179 nt
Organism: Rotaria socialis
Lineage: Eukaryota; Metazoa; Rotifera; Eurotatoria; Philodinida; Philodinidae
Source: the annotation of a GenBank genome assembly